Molecule: messenger RNA, 2568 nt
Organism: Nerophis lumbriciformis (worm pipefish)
Lineage: Eukaryota; Metazoa; Chordata; Actinopteri; Syngnathiformes; Syngnathidae
Source: RefSeq, a predicted model, not a curated record
AUGGGUAAUGGCAUUAAUAAGGUUCUUCCAGAUCUUUAUGUUGGAAAUAUCAAAGAUGCCGGUGACAAGGAUCUGUUGGUGCAGCACAACAUCACCCACAUCCUGUCCAUCCACGAUGCAGCUGCACCCGUGUUCGAGGACAUGACAUAUCUUUGUAUAUCUGCAGCUGAUCACAGGAGGCAAAAUCUGAUUCAGUACUUCAGAGACAGCAUCAUAUUCAUGCACAAAUCCAGAGUGAAAGGAGAGGGCUGCCUUGUCCACUGUGUGGCAGGGGUUUCCCGUAGUGUGACAUUGGUGGUGGCCUAUAUCAUGACAGUGACAGGUCACGGUUGGGUAGAGUCUCUAGCGGCAGUGAGGGCAGCUCGGCCAUGUGCAAGACCCAACCUGGGCUUCUUACGUCAGUUGGAGGAGUUUGAGAACACAAAGCUAGAACAACAUCGGACCUGGUGGAACACACAUUGUGGCAAAGACUCACUCCAUGAUGAAGAGGAAGUUAGACAACUUUUAAUGCGUAGAUCCAAAGGCAGCAGUAGUGACUUUCCAACCAGUAUCACAACAUCUCUGGCCUUAAGCGGCUCUUGAACGAGGUCACAAAGUCCUCUACUGCCCCUCUUUUGACUAUACACACAAGAACUGUGGGUCACAAAAACUUUGUCGCUAUUACCACGACACAACCUUGUGAACAGAGAAAUAUGACCACAACAAAGGAGUGAAUUACAUGUUGUCCAGUGUUGCAAAAAGCAGAGAUUGGAUUAAGUCAUUUAACUAAAGACUGCCUGAAAUAUUUUAACCUGUAUAAACAAUGGCACCACUAAUAACCCAAAGAAAGCAGUAACUAAUUGGGGUGGGUGAUACUACACACUUUGGUGUCAAUCCGACACAAAUUAAAUACACGGUCAGUAUUGCUGAAACUUAUACAUUUUACAAAAAUAAAUGUUGUUUAAAAAAAUACAGCAUAAAGAUUUUAGGCAAACAGACACAAAAUAUUUUUAGUGGCAAUUGUAUUUGUGAACUAUUGAACAAUAUAUACAGUAAAUACAACAAUACAAGACAAUUUAACAAUAUCAACAAAACAUAUACCGUAUUUUUCGGACUAUACGGCGCACUUAAAAUCCUUUCAUUUUCUCAAAACUCGACAGUGAGCCUUAUAACCUGGUGCGCCUAAUGUACGGAAUAAUUUUGGUUGUGCUUACCGUCCUCAAGGCUAUUUUAUCUGGUACAUGGUGAAAUGAUAAGUGUGAUCAGUAGAUACAGUCACACAUAAGAGAUACUGUAGACUGCAAUAUGAGUCAAGUAAACAACACCAACAUUUUAUAUGUUCCAUUGAGAAUAUAGAACAUUACACACGGCGCUCAAAAAUCUAUCAAAAUGUUUUAGAAUGACUUUGGUAAGCUAUGAAGCCGCACCGCUUGAUGGAUUGUACUGUGCUUCAAUUAUUAUGGUGUGUGUAUAAGGUAAGACAUAUUAUCUGGGGUUUUGUUUCGAAAUAUUAAGCAAAAGCAACUUUUCUUACUUUCUGGUACCUAUUGAUCUGUAUUUGGGAUCUGCAUAAGUCCUGAAAAUUUGCACGCAUCCGCCAUUGUAAUCCGUUCCGACACCGUAGUCGAUAAGCUUUUCUUAUUUUUCUCUAUCUUCUUGUUAUGGGACAUUCAUCCUCCGCUGUUGCCAUUUCUAAUAUAACUGUAAAGUUCUUACUUAUAUCUGUCAGUAAACGCGCCAUGAAAGCGCUAAAACAUACCGGUGUAGUGAGUCCGCCCACAAAAUGGCGCAUCCUGAAGAAAGAGGCUUGCAGAUGAUCUGUUAAACAUAAUCUAUGCAACAUUUUGACCAAAGAACCACCAUCACAUGUUAUGUAGACCAUAAGGAAGUGUUUUCAAUUUAGAAAAAAAUAAUAAUAAUAUGACUCCUUUAGUGCGCCCUAUAAUCCGGUGCACUUUUUUGUAUGAAAAUAAAUCUGACUAGACCCGCUCAUGGCAGUGCGCCUUAUAAUCCGGUGCGCCCUAUGGUCCGCAAAAUAUGGCAAUUCUUUCCUUUUAUACGUUUAUUACACACAAUUAUAAGAGCAAAAUAAAGUUAAUAGUGCAAAAUAACUAAACAAAAUUAAUAACUGCUGUGGGUUCUUAUUCAAAUCCUGACUUUUUGCCUCCUAUGCUCUUUUGUGUACCUGAUGUGAGGGUUUGUAAACGAUAUAACUACAGUAUAUAACAAUAUUACAACAGUACUGAUGUGGUUUGUACCAGUUCUGGCGUGAGGUACGGAUCCGUUGACAUUAGGGAUGCACCCGAUACUGCAGGACUUUUUGCCAGAGCAGGCUUAAAUACUUCAGGUGUUGGAUCCAGGCGAUGAUCCGUGCUCUGGCCAAACAAUGUUUGUCUCCAAUGUCUUAACAGGGGAAAAAAGUCCCAAUUAUGUCCUCUGCUUUCCUCAACACUCUCUGGCAAGCUUUCUUAAUAAGCUGUUGUACAAUUCAUAUCCUGUGUAUUGGUACACAUUAUACAAUUUUUCCAUACAUUUUCGUACUCCUGUAUUUAUUAUCUAUUUAUGUAUCUCAUUAAUUUAUUUCUUGAU